This is a messenger RNA of Seriola aureovittata, 1428 nucleotides long. RefSeq lists its product as uncharacterized. The transcript has 3 exons. Bases 254 to 889 code for a protein of 211 amino acids. The record is from RefSeq and is a predicted model, not a curated record. NCBI's taxonomy places the organism in Eukaryota, Metazoa, Chordata, Actinopteri, Carangiformes, Carangidae.
ACAUUUUCCCUCCAACAAUAAUGAAGUCUCUGAGCAGCAGCUCAGUAACAAAUAGUGUUUGUUGUUAUUGUGAGAACAGAGGAAGUGAAGUGGAGCCAUGAUACAGUGAGCUGUUGAGAUGUAAUGAUUGACAGAGAAAUGCUCAGGGAAGAACAGAGAACUAUGUGCUUUUCUUCCAUGAAGUGAAGAACAAAUCACAGUGAGUCUGUGCUGAGCUCACCAACAGGACCUCAGCACCUGUAUCACUUCCUGUAUGGGAACCAUGCCACUGAUCACUGCACUAAUACAACAUGAACACUACCUAGUUACUGAUAAACCCAAGGCCACACUGAGAGCAGACACAACAACCAUACCAGCAGGGGGCAGUGUGUCACUGACCUGGUCUGUGGACGGCUCUGAUGACUGGAAAUACUACGGGUUCAGACGUGACUCACACUCUGCAGCUGAUCCAGUAAGAGAUGUUAGAGGAGUUAUGGUUGUCACAGAGGGAGGUUUCUACCGCUGCAGAGGAGGGAGAGGAGAUCCAGAGUUCUUCACUCAGAACAGUGAGGAAGUCUUCAUUCAGAAAACUGGAAGUGAAGCCACAGCCACUCUGACAGCAGACAGGACAGUUCUAGCAGCAGGGGGCAGAGUGACACUGACCUGCUCUGUGGAUCGUUCUUACAGCUGGAAAUACGUCUGGUUCAGACGAACCUCUGUCUCUUCUGAAGCUCAGACUGUAGGAGACACAGACCAACCAAACACAGUCAUAACACAAGGAGGCGUCUACACAUGCAGAGGAAGGAGAGGACAACCAGAGUUCUUCACACAAGAAAGCAGUAAAGUCACCAUUAAGGAAACUGGUGAGUUUAGUCAUUUGUUCUGGAAUAAAACAACAUUUAUUCUUUAAAUCUCUUCCUCUGUUUAUCAGCAGUGUAAGAAAGAGACGUUUUGAUACCAACAGCAAAUAGAAGCAAAACAAUGAUUAUAUGUCAGUAGCUCCUGAAGCUCUGAUGAAGGAGAAAACACAACGUUCAUCCCUCUUCAUGUUGUGCACAGAGUCAAGACGAGACUGGAAGGUGCUUCUUGUCUCAGAGUCAUUUCUAUCAUCUAGAAGAGUUUGUCUGCUUGUUCCAGUGUUUGUAAACUUGUUGUCAUCCUUCAGUCCACCACAUGUUUUACACAGUAAAACAAUCAUAUGAAGUUGCUCAGUUUGUUCAUCUUCAUCUCCACCUUGUCCAAAUAAAUCCUCAUUAAUCCUUGACAUGUACAGUAAGUACAUUUAUGCUUUAAAACACUGGCAUUCUCAACAUGAUCUUGCAGUGACUGGAUGUCUCUGCACGCUGCUCUUUUUACACCUACAUGACGAUGAGCAGGACACAGGGACGUACAGUAACAUUUCAUCAGGUGAGGACACGUGAGACUCUUGAGUAAAUUAUUUUUCAUAUU